AGAACACUAUAUGCAGUCUCGGAAAAAUAUCGCGAAGUCUGUCCCUCACUGCGACCGCGUUUGUCAGGGUCCCUGGGGUGUCUUCUCGUAGCCAGGGUCCAUCGCCUAAUUACCCGAGUGGCUUUUACCCCGUGGUAGGCAUAAUUUCCGGAGCCCCGCGACUGAAGGCCCCGCCAGCCCAGCUUUUUCUUCUCUCGCGGUCCGCGGCCUUCUCCUACCUUUUCCUCUCUCUCUUUUCUCCUUCUUCUCUUUUAUCUUACCUAGAUUCUCUCUUUGUCUGCAUCCUAUCCAGCGCAAAUCAUUCGCGACAAUGGUUGAAAAAGUUCUCGACGACAUCUCCCACCGCAGAUACAACCCUCUGCGCGGGUCUUCCAUCUUGGUCUCCCCUCACCGGACCAAGCGUCCUUGGCAGGGUCAGCAGGAGAGCCCCUCCAAGACCACGUUGCCUUCCUAUGAUCCCGCUUGCUAUCUCUGCCCGGGCAACAAGCGCGCCCAGGGUGACUCCAACCCCAAGUAUGAGAAGACGUUCGUGUUCGUGAACGAUUACAGUGCGGUCAAGGAGGAGCAAGCCGCGUAUACUCCGGAGAACACCGAAGAAUCAGAAUCAUUUUUCCUCAGGGCAGAGCCCGUGACGGGCAAAUGCUACGUGUUGACCUUCUCAGCGGCGCACAACCUGACGCUGGCGGACCUGACCCCCGCGGAGAUCGUGCCGGUGAUCGACGCCUGGACGCAGCUGUACACGGCGCACCUGUCGCCCAAGUCCCCACUGGCGGCGGUGGCACCAGCGACGACGCUGCCACCGGAUGCGCCGACGGCCAGCGCGACGGCGCCGAAGGAGCAGUACCGGUACAUGCAGAUCUUCGAGAACAAGGGGGCGGCGAUGGGGUGCUCGAACCCGCACCCGCACGGGCAGGUGUGGACGACUAGCUCGCUGCCGGAGGAGCCCGCGCUGGAGCUGGAGCAGCUGCAGAAGUACCGGCGCGAGCACGGCGGCAGCCACAUGCUGGAGGCGUACGCGGCGCUGGAGAGCCGCAAGCAGGAGCGCGUCGUCUUCGAGAACGACAGCUUCCUCGUCGUCUGCCCCUGGUGGGCCGUCUGGCCUUUCGAGACCAUGGUCGUCAGCAAGAAGCACAAGCGCGCCCUCGUCGACCUGAAUGACACCGAGAAGGCUCACCUCGCUGAGGCCAUCGCCGAGGUCACCCGCCGCUACGAUAACCUGUUCGAGACCCAUUUCCCUUACAGCAUGGGCAUCCACCAGGCGCCCCUCGACGGCACCGACGAGGAGAUCGAGGCCUCGUACCUGCAUCUACACUUCUAUCCCCCGCUGCUGCGCAGUGCGACCGUGCGCAAGUUCUUGGUCGGAUAUGAGAUGCUGGGUGAGCCGCAGCGCGACAUCACCCCGGAACAAGCGGCUGCCAGACUCCGUGGCUGCGGAGGGGAACUGUAUCGGAAGAAGAUGGAUGCGUAGGCUAUAAAUAGAGGUUCUUGAGGGUGUAAUUAUGCAUAUAUCGUUCGACAAUAUCUGUACAUUCUGACUUAACCUGUUUCAAUUGUCAUGGUCGCGG
This is a messenger RNA of Aspergillus homomorphus CBS 101889, 1565 nucleotides long. Its product is annotated as UDP-glucose:hexose-1-phosphate uridylyltransferase. The coding region runs from base 311 to 1468 and encodes 385 amino acids. Gene Ontology annotation, cellular component: cytoplasm. The transcript is spliced from 4 exons. Gene Ontology annotation, molecular function: UDP-glucose:hexose-1-phosphate uridylyltransferase activity; zinc ion binding. NCBI's taxonomy places the organism in Eukaryota, Fungi, Ascomycota, Eurotiomycetes, Eurotiales, Aspergillaceae. Gene Ontology annotation, biological process: beta-D-galactose catabolic process via UDP-galactose, Leloir pathway. The record is from RefSeq and is a predicted model, not a curated record.